AAAUUAACUUUGUAUAAAAACAUAUUCUUAUUAUUCUUUAAUGGAUGCAAAAAGAAUAUAAGACUUUUAUUGUUAUUACUCGUUACAUGAAUACAUGACAAAACAUCUUUGAGUUACACCUGAUCUCCGUCGGUCACGUGAUGUGUUCGCGCACAGUCACUUGAUUCGCCAUUACCUGCGGGAAUGUCGCUGUGAUUUACACUAAAUCUCAACAUGUCGUCUUCAAGUGCCACACCAGAAACAGAAGAUCCUAAUGAGGUUCAGACAAUGAAAAGAAGUGAUAGUUUUUUGUUUAAACAUCCAAAUAUGUCGAUGAGAAGGAUGGUGCUGGUUGGAAGGACUGGAGCAGGUAAAAGCUCUUCUGGAAACACAAUCCUGGGAAGAAAAGCCUUCAGAGCCGCCAGAAAAGCUUCAUCUGUAACUAAAGAGUGCUGGAAAGAGACUGGAGAAGUGGCUGACCAUCAGCUGGUGCUGGUUGAUUGUCCCGGGAUCUUUGAUACGUCACUCUCGGAUAGAGAACUCAUAAGGGAGAUCAGUAAGUGUAUAAACAUGACGGCACCUGGACCUCACGCUAUUGUCCUGGUCAUUCAGCUCGGUCCGUUCACUGAAGAAGAACAACGUUCAGUGGAGAGGAUCAGGGCUAUAUUUGGACAAGAAGCAGAUAAACACACAAUCAUCCUCUUCACACACGGUGAUGAACUGACAGAAGACAUUGAGAAAACUCUGAGUGAAGCAGGACCUGAUUUAACACAGCUCAUUAAAUCAUGUGGCAGACGGUAUCAUGUGUUCGACAACACAAAAAUUGAUGAUCGCAAACAGGUUUUGGAGUUCCUGGAUAAGGUUGAUGACAUGUUGCACAAGAAUGAUGGUAAAUAUUACACCAGUGACAUGUUUCAGCGUGCAGAAAAAAUGCUGAAUGUCGAAGAAGAAAAGCAUAAGGAACAAUGCAAACAGAAGAUACAGGAACUAACAGACCAAUUUAAUAAAGAAAAGACCAAACUGGAGGAGAACAUUAAACAACUGAAGGAAUCCGGGCAGACAAAAGACCAGAAGAUUAAAGAUCUGGAGGAACAAAUGAAAAUGAAGGAGAGACAUUUUGAAGAGUCUAAACGUUAUUAUGUGCAGAAACGCAAGAAUAUGAGACAGGAGGUGGAAGAGACACAAGUGAAAGAAAACAUCCCAGAGAUCAGCAGAAAACUACAAAAGCUUCGUUUCUGACCUAUGUGACAUAAAAUUACUGAGCCCCAAGUCAGUGGAUAUUAACUCUUUCCUCACCAUUGGCGGGAUUUUCACUGCAUUAUUACACAUCUUCUGAAAGAGUACUGAAUCUCCUGAUCAAAUCUGAAGAAGCAGAAAUAAGAGAUAUCAGCAGAUAUAAGCAGAUGCAUAUGUAAAAUAACGCGAUCAUCAACAUUAAACAGCAUAUAAAUCUGCCUGAUGUUACUGAAUGAAAUAUCAACCCAGGAUGAGCUAUAGGACUGUGGUGUUGAUGGACUCGAUCUGUGUUUUGAUCAUCGUUCUGAAUCUGAUCCAGAUGCAGUCUUUGACAAAAAUGCAAUUUUCUCAGCUUUAUGCUCAAAAUGUUACUUUUUUUAAUGACACUUACCCAUAUUCAAGUGUCAAUACAUGAUAUAAUCUCUGAGUAAACUGUUAUUGCUGAUUUCAUGAUUUAUUUGCAGUCUCUGCAAAUGGGAGGGUUCUUUAGUUUAUUUCUUAAAAAAAAAAAAAAAAAAAAAAUAUAUAUAUAUAUAUAGUAAUUGUAAGGCCCGCUCAAUCAGCCCAGGGGUGGUUUCCCCAUAGGACGGGGAAGGUUUCUUACGUGUUGGUCUUUUCAGCGUGGCAAAGCACUAAUUACAUUUUAUUCCAAUUAAACUCUUAUCUGACUCCAUUUAAUUAUGAACUCGAAUUUAGGUUGGAAUGUCAAUUGAAUAUUGUUAAUUUGUAUAAUAGUUUAGCUACACAUUUGAUUAUUCUAUUUUACUCUUUACUCUUAUUGUUCUGCUUCAUUUGCAUUAACAGAACAUUAUAAUCUUUAUAUAAUCUUUAUAUAAUCUUUCUAAAUGAACUGAGUGAAGGGAAGAAUGUGUAAAGGGAAAGAAGUGGUGGAGAAGGAACAAAUGUGAAGGAAGGACAGGAUGGAAAGAAGCUUUCCCGCAACUUCACUCUAUGGGGUGUGAAGUCAAAUGGCUGUAUGUGUUUGUGCUGUCUAUAUCUAAGGAGCACAAAGGAUCUCAGAUUCUGUUUAUCUUACAUAAUAAUAAUACUUAGGAACAAAUUUUCAUGUAGUAGCAUUUUUUACAGCCUGCUUUUGUUGUAAAACUGUCAAUAAAUUCUUUCAAAGGAAA
Ctenopharyngodon idella (grass carp) is the source of this 2345-nucleotide messenger RNA. Its product is annotated as GTPase IMAP family member 7-like. The coding region runs from base 214 to 1218 and encodes 334 amino acids. NCBI's taxonomy places the organism in Eukaryota, Metazoa, Chordata, Actinopteri, Cypriniformes, Xenocyprididae. Gene Ontology annotation, molecular function: GTP binding. The record is from RefSeq and is a predicted model, not a curated record. The transcript is spliced from 3 exons.